This is a messenger RNA of Cryptomeria japonica (Japanese cedar), 780 nucleotides long. RefSeq lists its product as uncharacterized. Gene Ontology annotation, molecular function: nucleic acid binding; RNA-DNA hybrid ribonuclease activity. The transcript has a single exon. The coding region runs from base 1 to 780 and encodes 259 amino acids. The record is from RefSeq and is a predicted model, not a curated record. NCBI's taxonomy places the organism in Eukaryota, Viridiplantae, Streptophyta, Pinopsida, Cupressales, Cupressaceae.
AUGGGCAUUAAUGGACCCAGUAGAUACAUUUUAUGUCAAGAGCAAGAAGAGACUGUAGAUCAUCUACUUCUCCACUACAAGUUCUCCAGUCACUAUUGGUGGCAUUUCACAAGAAAAUUGAGAAUCUUUGGCCCCUUUCCAUCAAGGUUGGAUGAGUGGUUUCUGCAAUGGCCUAAAUCAAAAGGAAAGGCUAUAUUUGUUGAUUUACUUUAUAUUUUACCAUCUCUUCUGAUUUGGGAAAUUUGGAAAGAAAGGAAUCAUAGAAUUUUCCAGGGUAAAGAGAUGAGCUUAACGUCUCUAUGUGGGAAAAUUGAGAACCAUCUGAUUGAGCUCCUAAAUGAGGUUGCUCAAUCCAAAUCAUUAAAUAAAAAUGUAUAUAUGGACUGGGAUUGGAAGAUUAAGCUGGCACUUCCAAAUCUUCUCAUUCCACCACUUUUUUGCAAGGGACCCCUGAUGGAUCAGGUCAAUCCAAGAUUGGGUGUUAAAUGGGAAGUGCCAGAGCCUGGGUGGUUUAAGGUAAACUUUGAUGGUGCUUCUGCAGGAAACCCGGGUCAAAGUGGUAUUGGGUGUAUAUUGAGGAACUCCAAUGGUAUUUGUAUAAAAGAAAUCUCUAAAAAGAUUGGAGUUGCCACUAACAACGAAGCUAAAUUCAGAGUGGCUUUAAGAGGACUGCAGCUAGGGAUGGAGCUUGGGGUGCAAAGAGUUCAUCUGGAGGGAGACUCACUAAAUGUGGUUAAUGUGGUCCAUUGUAACAACACCCCUAGUUGGCUUCUUAACUAG